Messenger RNA from Suillus subaureus, 968 nucleotides. RefSeq lists its product as uncharacterized. The record is from RefSeq and is a predicted model, not a curated record. The transcript has 4 exons. The coding region runs from base 245 to 934 and encodes 229 amino acids. NCBI's taxonomy places the organism in Eukaryota, Fungi, Basidiomycota, Agaricomycetes, Boletales, Suillaceae.
GACUCCUCUGUGCUAGUUCCAGUGUCCUUGGCACCUGCAGAGACUAUUGGAGCACCGGCACCGGCACCGUGCAGAGCUGUCGAGAAUACGCAGGAGUCGAGUCCAGCAUCCAAUGAUCUUAGCAACUCGUCUCUGCCCGAAAACAUGAUGGGCCAGACUUCUUCCUCAGUAACUGACCUGAAAGGCGAAUCCAGCGGUCACAUUGUAGGCACAGAUCUACCUACUCAAGGCUUCUCUACUCCGAAUGAUUGUGUUGAGCACGAUAAAGUGCCUGUAUCAGCAGAUUGUAUGCAGGCAGGAUUUGGAGUGCAGAGGAGACUAUCAUGCGCAGGAGGCAGGGAAUGAGGUUACACUCAAAUCGGAAUCUUAUUCCAGUGCCACGGUAUCGAAGGCCAGUGGCCAAUCAGAUCUCGAUACUGACAGCGAUAUCUCAUCCCUGCCAUCUACUUGCACUGGACGCCAGCUGUCUCUUUCUGAACCGGGCGUUCCACAGGAUGCGGGAAUCAAUCACAUCCAGUCUGCAUGCGAGCACCAAUCCUCAGAUAUCAAUGUAGCUUCAACGACUCUUGUGCAGACCUCAAGUCAUUGCUCGAUUGAGAAUAGAGUUCAGAGUUCUCUAGUUACUGUACAAGGAGGACCCUGUGGCCAAGAUGUGGCGACAGAUCAUCCUUGUCAACGCUUCUCUGCUCCGAAACUUGACAACAACGAACAGGCAGAAUGUACGCACCAGACUGUGGAGAACGGAGGCGGCCGUCAUGACAUGGAGACGGAAAGCGAGUUUCAGCUCAACUCGACAACACAUUCUCAUUCUGUCGAGAUUGUCGAACGAUCCACGUCGGAGACUGUGGUACUGAAAGUUGAUAGGAAAAUGGAUGAGGACAUCGAUGUCCCUGCGUUACCUUCGUCCCCAAUGACUACGCUGCCUCCUUCGUAAGUGAUACACCAUUUGAACGCCUGAUACUGAGAUG